Messenger RNA from Bolinopsis microptera, 1648 nucleotides. Its product is annotated as peptidyl-prolyl cis-trans isomerase FKBP10-like. Gene Ontology annotation, cellular component: endoplasmic reticulum. Gene Ontology annotation, molecular function: peptidyl-prolyl cis-trans isomerase activity. Lineage: Eukaryota; Metazoa; Ctenophora; Tentaculata; Lobata; Bolinopsidae. The coding region runs from base 120 to 1214 and encodes 364 amino acids. The transcript has 2 exons. Gene Ontology annotation, biological process: protein peptidyl-prolyl isomerization. The record is from RefSeq and is a predicted model, not a curated record.
UUUUGUUGUUCAUUUUCCUGUCCCUUGCAACUCCAUCAAUUUCGGAGCCUGACGAUGUGAUUAUACAAGUGCUAUAUAAACCCAAAGACUGCAAAGACAUUGGGCAACAUGGGGACGUUAUGCAUGUUCAGUAUUUGGGACGAUUUUUUGAUAGCAAGAAAACGUUUGAUUCCAGCUACCGUCGUAACAAUGUGCCAUUUUACUACACACUUGGCGUUGGUGGUGUCAUUGAAGGGUACCAAAUUGGAACAAAAAACAUGUGUAUCAACGAGCGACGUCGACUGAUUGUACCCAGCAAAUAUGCUUAUGGCAAGACAGGAACAGAUAACAUUCCUGGCUAUUCCACCUUGAUGUUUGAUGUUCACCUCGUGCAAAUCAAUAAGUCCCCUCCAAGUUACCCAGUCCCUAUUGAUUUGCCAAAAGAAACUAUUUCGGAAGGUAACCAGAGUUGUCAAAACCCUAUAAAGAUCGGUGACCUUGUCGAAAUAACAUUUAUUGGAAGCCUACCAGAUGGGAAAGUCUUUGACAAUGGUACAAUGACACCACUCAAGUUCAUAUUGGGUUCAGGACAGAUACUGAAAGGCAUUGAAGAAGGACUCGUUAAUUUUUGCAAAGAAAGCAAUAUAAUAAUUGAGAUACCACCUGCUAAAGCUUAUGGUGACAGAUGGGAAGGUCCGGUCCCUCAAUGGUCAUACGUUUUCUACAAUGUCACUGUAACCAAGCACAUUGUGCGAGAUGAGAUUGAGGAUGGAGAAGCAAGCCUGCAAUGUGAGAACCUUCACAUUCCUUCUGACUGUGAUGCAGGCUACAAAGUACAAGCUGGUGAUUAUGUGGAACUGUCAUACAAAGUGAUUAACAAAGAAAAGGAGGUUCUUGGAGACAGCGAAAUAAGAUAUCCAGUUGGAAGAAUGGUGAUUGUUCCUGGAUGGGAUGUUGCUAUUCUAGGCAGUUGUGUGGGGCAGCUCAAAAUGUGCUGGAUUCCUAGUUCUUUGGCACACAAAUUGGGAACAUCUCUGUUCUUAGCUAUCCCAGAAAAAGGAUUCUUUUCUGAAUUGAAGGUUACCAAAAUUUUGUUAACUGCUGACAACAGAGAUAGUGUUGAUCUGUUGGAUGGAGAAAGCAAGGCCAGUGGAAAUAUUGUUAAUGCUGACAAUGGUCCUACUAUUACCAAAACAGUUCUUGAUACUGCACCAGCAGCCCACACUGAACUUUAGAUGGAUUGUAACCAGUAAAACCAUGAACAACCUGUACUAAAAGGGAAAUAUUAUUGUAUAUCAUUUAGAAAUAACUUCUAGUUAAAAUACUGAUCAGACUCAAGUAUAAUUCAAUAAUAAUUCAGAAAGGCAAUGUAAGACUUUUGUGAAUUGCAUGGUGCUCUCACUUAUAGCAUUAAUUACAGCUUUGUAAACUCACGUUCUUUUAUUUUGUAUUUCUUUAAAUUAUUAGAAUGCUUUUAUAAAUUUCAUAACAAAUUCUUAUGGGGAUUUUAUUUUUGUAAUGCAUGCAGUAUGAAACAAACUAUUUUCAUAUAUUUUGUAAAUUUAUAAUGGGACUUUUAUCAUAAAUUCAUAUCAAUAUUUUGGCUUAAAGAUGGUAUUGUAAUAUAAUAUUAUUAAUUGUGCUUUAUACAGAUUUAACAUUUUUUUAA